Chlorella variabilis is the source of this 813-nucleotide messenger RNA. RefSeq lists its product as hypothetical. The transcript is spliced from 4 exons. NCBI's taxonomy places the organism in Eukaryota, Viridiplantae, Chlorophyta, Trebouxiophyceae, Chlorellales, Chlorellaceae. The record is from RefSeq and is a predicted model, not a curated record. The annotation marks the transcript as partial.
GGCGGCGGCGGCGGCGGCGGCGACGACGAGGAGCCGGCGCCCGAGCCGGCGCCCAAGCCGGUGGCUGGCUGGAAGGGGUGGCAGGACCGGGUGGCCGCCGACCCCCAGUUUGUGUACAAGGUGGUCAUCGAGCAGGUCAUCGGCGUGUCAGCCAGCGUGGUGGGCGACAUGGCCUCGCGCCCCAACUGGGGCCUCAAGGAGCUCGACUUUGUGUUUGCCACGCUGGUGGUGGGCUCCAUCGUCAACUUUGCGCUCAUGUACCUGCUGGCACCCGUGGCCUCCGCCUCUGGCGCCGGCGCCCAGCUGGGCCUGGUGCAGAAGGUGUUUGGGGAGCACUACCUGCGCGCCUGGGCCGCCCCCACGGGCCACAUGUUUGAGCCCGGCUUUGCGCUGGGCGCGCGCGCCGUCAACUUCGCCUACAAGGGCGCCGUCUUUGCCUUCAUCGGCAUGUGCGCGGGGCUGGUGGGCACCGCCACGUCCAACGGCCUGCUGGAGCUGCGCAAGAAGAUGGAUCCAGCCUUCCAGCCGCCGAACCAGCCCCCCAGCGUGCUGGGCAACGCGUCGUGCUGGGCGCUGCACAUGGGCGUCUCCAGCAACGCACGCUACCAGAUGCUCAACGGGCUGGACAUGGUCCUGCAGCCGCUGGUCCCCUCCAGCGCCUUCCGCGUCGUCACAUCCGUCAUCCGCGGCCUGAACAACAUGAUUGGCGGCAUCUCGUUUGUGAUGGUGGCAAAGGCGCUGGGGGUGCAGAAGGCGGCGGAGCCGGCGCCCCCACCGGAGCCUGUGGGCAAGGGCAAGAAGAAGAAGAAGUGA